CAGCUAAGGCUCUUUCUUUUAUCCUUUUUAGGAAUAUAUCAUUAGGGUACAAAGAGGAAUUUCCACGGAAAACAGCUGGCAGAUUGUUAGAAGAUACAGUGACUUCGAUCUACUUAACAACAGCUUGCAGAUUGCAGGCCUGAGUCUGCCUCUUCCUCCUAAGAAACUGAUUGGAAACAUGGACCGUGAAUUCAUAGCUGAGAGACAGAGAGGCCUGCAGAACUACCUUAAUGUCAUCAUGGCAAAUCAUGUCUUGUCCAAUUGUGAGCUGCUUAAGAAGUUCCUAGACCCGAACAACUAUUCUGCAAACUACACUGAGAUCGCCUUACAACAGGUUUCCAUGUUCUUCAGAUCAGAACCAAAGUGGGAGGUGGUAGAACCACUGAAAGACAUAGGUUGGAGGAUAAGGAAGAAAUAUUUCUUGAUGAAAAUUAAAAAUCAACCAAAGGAACGACUGGUGUUGAGCUGGGCUGAUCUGGGCCCAGACAAGUACUUGUCAGAUAAAGAUUUUCAGUGUGUAAUCAAACUUCUGCCUUCCUGUGUGCACCCUUACAUAUAUCGGGUUACCUUUGCCACAGCUAAUGAAUCCUCAGCAUUGCUGAUUAGAACCUUUAAUGAAAAAGGAACGCUAAAGGAUCUGAUCUACAAGGCAAAGCCAAAGGACCCCUUCCUAAAGAAGUACUGCAGCCCUAAGAAAAUCCAGGGCCUUGAACUCCAGCAAAUAAAAACAUAUGGACGGCAGAUAUUAGAGGUACUAAAGUUUCUCCAUGACAAAGGAUUCCCUUAUGGCCAUCUUCAUGCAGCUAAUGUGAUGAUGGAUGGCAACACUUGCCGACUGCUAGAUCUUGAAAAUUCCUUAUUGGGUCUUCCUUCCUUCUACCGAUCCUACGUCACACAAUUCAGGAAAAUCAAUACACUAGAAAGUGUAGAUGUCCACUGCUUUGGCCACUUACUGUAUGAAAUGACUUAUGGACGACCUCCAGACUCCGUGCCUGUUGACUACUUUCCUCCUGCACCAUCCAUGGCUGUGGUGGCCGUGUUGGAGUCUACGCUGUCUUGUGAAGCCUGUAAAAAUGGCAUGCCUACCGUCUCCCGGCUUUUACAGAUGCCAUUAUUCAGUGAUGUUUUACUAACAACUUCUGAAAAGCCACAGUUUAAGAUUCCCACAAAAUUAAAAGAGGCAUUGAGAAUUGCCAAAGAAUGUAUAGAAAAGAGACUCGUUGAAGAACAGAAGCAGAUUCACCAACAUCGAAGACUAACGAGAGCUCAGUCACACCAUGGGUCUGAGGAAGAAAGGAAGAGGAGAAAGAUCCUAGCUCGAAAGAAAUCAAAACGAUCUGCUGUUGAAAACAGCGAGGAGCAGCCAGCAAAGCACAACUCCACUAACUCAGCAGGAUCUGGGGCCAGCUCUCCUCUCACAUCCCCAUCAUCUCCAACUCCACCCUCCACAGCAGGGCUGUCUUCUGCAUUACCUCCACCUCCUCCACCACCUCCGCCUCCACCAGCAGGUCACUCAACAACCUCAGGCACAGAGAUACCUGUCCCACUCCUGCCCCAGGCUGUGAAUGGUGUGAACCGUGGGGCCUUGCUCAACUCUAUCCAGAAUUUCCAAAAGGGAACUUUAAGGAAAGCCAAAACCUGUGAUCACAGUGCUCCUAAGAUUGGCUGAUGUUUCCUGUUGACACUGGGCAAGCUCUUCUGUCCCACUCCCCCCCAACUUCCUCUUCCUAGGUGAGUCCUUGCAGAGCCAGUGCAGCCAGUCUUGCAAGAGGGAAAUGCUCUCCAAGUAGAAUAAAGUGGGGCCAGCAUUGCUGCCUUAACAUUUUACUCUUCUGUGACUCUAAUGGGCUUCCUUUAGGGGCAGCAGCAUAUUAUUUGCACCAGCUAAAGGUAAAUGACAAAAAAGCAAAAGCAAUGACAAUAUUCCAUCACAGCAGUGACUGGCCUUACUGUCCCUCCUACUCUAUCAGAAGCAUUCUCAUAGCUCAUUCCUCUGACGCAUUUUCUGGCCAUUUCUUAGGUAGUUCACCUCAGAUGCUAACAUUAACCAAGGCUGAGGUAGAGAAGCAAGAGCUCUCUUCAUUCUCCCUUUCGCAGGACAGGGGGAAUUCCUCUGUCUCAAGUUCAAUGGGAAUCUCACUGGCUGAGAGCAGCCACUCUGGAUUUAUAGUUUUCAGUUAGAAUGUACCAAAACAGAAAGAAAAACAUUAACCACAGAAAAAGCUCUUGCAGGUUAAAGGGUUGUCUUAGUCCUCAGCAUUUAGGUCCAGGUUAGGGUAGGGGGAAAGUCAGCAUUACAAGUGAAUCUGGCAUCGAUGGCAAUCACUUCUGAUUUGAUUAAUCCAACUUCAGCAUCUUUUCUGAUGUUACUCAGUUAUUAGAAAUCUUUCAUUCUGUGAUUUGCUUAAACCUUUAAAUAAAUUGCACUUUAAAGGAUUAUAAAAAAAUCCAUUUUAAAAUUUAAAUACACAUAUCAGUGUUGGUUACUAUGCAGAAAGAAUGUCAUUGUGUAUAGUUUCAUGUAAUCUAUGAUAUACUCAGCUGUAUUUUUAUUAAAAUAAAUCAUGACAAGAAAAUAUGUUGUGGCUUUGCUAGGUAUUUCAUCUGAGAACUUCUUACAGCAUAUUUUGUGAAGAAAUUGUAGUGUCACAAGUGUAUUCAUUUCCUGUCUCCUUAUCCCUUCAUAACUGCUAAUAGCCCUUACUAUGUAGAGACCAUCUGUACGCUUCCAGAACUUGUUGAAAACAAUCCUUUCCAUCAAGUUCUAAAGAGGCUCAUAUAUGACAAUAUCUGGUUUUGGCACUGUGGAAGAGUACCCAACAUGAAUCUUUUUCAUUUUCAAAAAGAAAUUUCAAAAAAAUUUUAUUAAAAUUUGUUAUGAAGAGUCAAUAUACUGCGCUUGGGAUAUAACUCAGUUGGCAAAGUGCUUGUAUAGCACUCAGGAAGCCCUGGAUCAUUAAUCAUUACCAGCAUUUUAUCAACUAAGCAUGGUGGUAUGUGUCUAUAGCACUUGGAAGGUAGAGAGGUAGGUGGGUCAAAAUCUCAAGGUCAUCAUCCUCUAUUAAAUAAUGAGUCUGCCUCAAAAAAAAAAAAAAAAAAAAAGGCUGUUUGGCUUUGGACAGUGCUGUGUGGACUAGUGACCAGUCUGAUGGAAACCUGGAGCUGAGUGCUUCUGCUCUUAGUUUUCACAAUUUUGGGUAAAGCUUAAGAUAUAUAAAUAAAAGCAAAUCGGGUCUGGGGAUGUAGUAGAGCACUUGGCUAACAUACCUGUGAUCCUGGA
Peromyscus maniculatus bairdii (prairie deer mouse) is the source of this 3280-nucleotide messenger RNA. The record is from RefSeq and is a predicted model, not a curated record. NCBI's taxonomy places the organism in Eukaryota, Metazoa, Chordata, Mammalia, Rodentia, Cricetidae.